AUGGACGAGAAUGGAUCAGUUUAUGUCGUUGACUUUGGACAACAUCAAGUGAGACGAUAUCGAAGAGUACAAUUGAAAGGAACAGCGGUUGCCAGUGGCAAUGGAAAAGGAAACUGUCUCAAUCAACUCUAUCACCCAACAUGCGUAUUCAUCGAUCGAGAUCAAUCCAUCUACGUGUUUGAUACUGGAAAUAAUCGGGUGAUGAAAUGGAUGAAGGGUGCAACAGAAGCCAUUGUUGUGGCUGGUGGUCAAGGACGAGGAUAUUGUCUUACACAAUUGUCAUAUUCCAAUGGAGUUGCUGUCAAUCAAUUAGGCACUGUCUAUGUGACUGAUUGGGGAAAUAAUCGAAUUGUGCGUUGGCCCAAAGGAGCUGCACAAGGAAGUGUCAUUGUUGAUGCAAACUGUCAAGGAGAACAAUCGAAUCAACUGAGAUGA
Molecule: messenger RNA, 435 nt
Organism: Rotaria sp. Silwood1
Lineage: Eukaryota; Metazoa; Rotifera; Eurotatoria; Philodinida; Philodinidae
Source: the annotation of a GenBank genome assembly